Messenger RNA from Diatraea saccharalis (sugarcane borer), 2251 nucleotides. The record is from the annotation of a GenBank genome assembly. Lineage: Eukaryota; Metazoa; Arthropoda; Insecta; Lepidoptera; Crambidae.
UUUUCUAUACAUUUUAAAAGAGGUUAAGUUUCUAACUUUAAUCGUUUGUUGAAAUAUUGAUCAAAAUUAUUUCACUUACGGUAAGUUACAUACAUACAGUCGAAGGAAAACAGAAUUGUAAAGUUACAGGCAGAUUUAUAUAAGGCUAAAAAGUAAGUAACGUAUGAUUUUAAUUAGAAAAAAAUAAUCCUUUUUCUAUCAACAGGUAAAAUGGGCAGAACAGUUAUUCCUAAAGUCAAGGGUGAAAAGGUACUCGACUCCCGGGCCGGAUGAACCCGUCAAUCGAGUGAAGAGAGUGGAUCUUUCCAGUGAUAAUGUGAGACGAACUAGGAGUCCAGAAGCAUACAGGAAACCAUUAUUCAAUGAUGAGCUAUGGGGACACGAGUGGUAUCUGGUACUGAUACGUCGUUCUAUAGAAAAAAGCUUUUUUAUCGAUACAAAGUAUAAAACAAAGUCGCUUUCCGUAGUCUGUCCUUAAGCAUGCUUAGAUUUUUAAAACUACGCAAAUGAAGUUGAUGCGAUUUUUACUACAGCAAUUUUUUUAUGUAUAAUACAAGAACAAAACCACGCUGGCGAAGCCGCUGGCGGAAAGCUAGUAAACUAUAAAUUGCAAGAGAUUGUGAGCUUUAAGCGACAUCUGUUUACAACUUAAAUUUUGAACUAACCAGAUUCGAUUCGUAUCAUGUGUGAUGGCUUGUAGAUGGCGCUAUUAUGUUUAUUAUUUAAUAAAAUUGUACCUUAUUUGUUUUGUUAUUGAUACAACAUUAGUAUAGAAUAUCUGUGAUACAACUAUUUACGUAAUGCUAAAUUUUUUUUCCCUCAGCCUUUAUUAUUUUAUCGCAAGGUUCGUUUUUACAAAAUAUUUACAUUUAAGGCCACAAUUAAAUAGAAAUGAACAAACAUUUGCGAUUAUAAUAUUAAUCUCUUUUUAGAAAUAAACAACCUUUUAACGAAAAUGUUGCAACUAGUUGUACAUAGGUUUAUAUAGGCUUAACUUAUUCAAUUAUUUACUACACACGGACCUAAACUUACAUUUCGCAAAAAAGAUCAUUGCUUAUUUUUAUUAUCAGGUGAAAUUGGAUAAUAAGUUUUUUUCUAUUUAAAUUAUUCUUUUUCAAUAUUUUCUAUUUUUCUAUUACUUUUUAGCAAGACACGCGCACCAUGCGCAAUCUACCUCGUCUUGAUUUGAACGUGCUGCCCGUGUACAAUAUGGGUUACAAUGGCAGCGGGAUCCGCAUCUCUGUGUUAGAUGAUGGCAUCGAACACAAUCACACUGAUCUACGCUCUAACUACGAUCCAGAAAUAAGUUGGGACUGCAAUGACAAUGACCCAAAUCCUCAACCUAGAUACGAAAAUCUAAGUAAGAACUCCCAUGGUACUCGAUGUGCAGGAGAAAUAGCAAUGACCGCAAAUAAUCAUAAAUGUGGUGUGGGCGUGGCUUGGGGGGCGCGAAUAGGCGGUGUGCGGAUGCUCGACGGCCGUAUCACUGACAGAGUGGAAGGAGAAGCUAUAGGUUUUGCUUGGGACAAGGUGGAUAUCUAUAGCGCUUCAUGGGGUCCUAAUGACGACGGCAAAACGGUAGAAGGCCCGGGUCGUCUAGCCAAUCACGCCUUCGAAAGAGGUGUUACAAAGGGUCGUGGUGGCAAAGGAACUAUUUACGUAUGGGCAAACGGAAACGGUGGUGGGAAUAAAGACAACUGCAAUUGUGAUGGGUACUCAUCGAGCAUUUACACGAUAUCGAUAGGGAGUGCAUCACAGCACGGUCUGUUUCCCUGGUACGGAGAGAUAUGUUCCUCCACCCUGGCUACAGCAUAUUCCUCUGGUGCUUAUAAAGAUCAAAAAAUUGCGACUACAGACACCGGCGAUUCAUGCACACUAUCGCACACGGGGACGUCAGCCGCAGCGCCAUUGGCCGCUGGAAUCAUCGCUCUCGCUUUACAAGCAAAUCCGAAUUUGACUUGGAGAGAUGUACAGCAUUUGAUCGUUUGGACAUCAGAUUAUGCUCCAUUAUCUAAUAAUCCAGGAUGGCAAAUUAAUGGAGUUGGUCUACGCUUUGAUAUUCGCUUCGGAUUUGGAUUGAUGAAUGCUGCGGCUCUCGUGACAACGGCGCUUAAUUGGACGACGGUUCCUGAAAAGUUUACAUGUCAGAUAGAAACCGUGGUGUAUGUAUGCAAUCCUGGUAGAUGCUUGCUACUAUAUAUCUGAACUUUGACUUAAGAUCAAUCAAUCAUUUAUGUUUCUUGUUAAUCCU